This is a messenger RNA of Haplochromis burtoni (Burton's mouthbrooder), 6863 nucleotides long. It is a transcript of the gene tarbp1, whose product is annotated as TAR (HIV-1) RNA binding protein 1. Bases 1109 to 5968 code for a protein of 1619 amino acids. The record is from RefSeq and is a predicted model, not a curated record. Gene Ontology annotation, biological process: tRNA methylation. The transcript has 29 exons. Gene Ontology annotation, molecular function: tRNA (guanine) methyltransferase activity; RNA binding. NCBI's taxonomy places the organism in Eukaryota, Metazoa, Chordata, Actinopteri, Cichliformes, Cichlidae.
UUUUUCUGUAAAGAUGGAUGUGUAUACUUCAAACAGCAGACACAUUAUCCUUCUUUUAAAAGCUGUGGAUUACUUCAGCACCAUUUCAUGUAGUAAGCAGUUCAUAUUUAUUAAUGUUGUAUAUUUUGUAUAUAUAUUACUUGCACUUUUUUAUUACAUUUCAGCUUUUCUAAACUGAAAAAUGCCUAAUCAGGUUUGUCUUUUGUAAAUUUCACACUGUUUAAACAUUUCCUGAAGUGGCAGAAUCUGUUUAUAUCAGGGGCAUAAAAUUUUGAUGGUGAAGUUUUACAGCCAUGCAGUUGUUUUAUGCAUCAGACAGCCAUAAGACAUGAUUUGCAUUCCUCUCUGUAUGUAAAUUUACUCAUUUUAUCUAUAGCCAUGUUUGAGCUCUGUUGAUUUGUUUUAUCUUGUUCAUUUUUUUAUUACUUUAACACACACUUUUGUAUAGUGUGCACUCCCAUGUCUUUUACAGCUUUGUAACUACUGAUGUGGAAAAUUGAACUUCUUUACAGCUCAGUGUAUUCAGCCAAAGCUUUCCAAAUCUGUUUGCCUUCUGUUGUGAUGAUUACUAUAGAAAAUUUUUAUUUGUGAACCACUGUUGUCAAUAAAUGUAUAAUGAAGCUACAGUAUUUUUGUAUUAUGUAACCCACGAAUAAAGAGCAUUUGUUUCUCUUUUCUUUUUUCCUUUUUAUUAUUGUGUUCAAAUGAACUGCUGUAUUUAGCCUGUAUGAGGUUCCCAGUCAUUAAACACAAACUUUGACUAAAUGCCAGUAAAAUGAACAAGUAUAAAGUCAAUGUCAUAUUUUUGAAAGCACUAUUUUUUUUCUUUUAUAAUGGGGAAAAUAAAUUCUUUACGCUCUUAAAAUAAACCAAAACGUCUUCUUUGUACUGUGUCACCGAUAUACUAUUAAUUUUCUAUUUAAAUUUGAGCAGUUUGCAUUUUUUUUUCAGCGUUAGAUUCUUUUCUGCCUCACAUUUCUCGCGAGAGUUGGGGAAUUACGUUUACGGAAGUUUACGUUCUGUUUUACCAAAACGUGCUGCUACUGGGUAGCAGCCGGUAGCAGCUCGCUUGCUAUGCUCAUACCUAGCAAUUUAACAGACGCUCGCGAUGUAUUCCGCUUUAAUUAAUGCAGUGUUAUCCAGCUCGCCUGACUACGACCUUCUUUUUGAGUCUCUUUCCUGGCCGAGUGAGUCGUGGCCAGACACGGAGCGGGUGGAGGCGCUGACAGCUUUCAUUGAGGGACUCGGACCGCUUUUGAUCGAGCCGGACUCGACCUCGUUUCCAGAUGUAAAGAGACGCUGUGUUUUAGAUAAAGUUGAGUCGGUCCUUUGGACCAAGUGUCUGCCUUUCCUCUCCAGAAUUUCGGCUGAAGCAGGUGAAGGUGUGCGGUGCAGGGAGAGCACAGCAGCUGCGUGCAGACUACUGAGUGUGAGUGUACCUCUCUGUAACGAGGCUGUGUGCAGGCGAGUUUGUCAGUCCAUCCUGCCCUCACUCCAUCUGUCAGAGGAAGAGCUGACCUCUCCGGGAAGACUCAGUGUGGAGGUUGCGAGUGAAGUGGUAGCUGCUCUUCUGCCGUUUCUGGCAGCAGAUGAACAGCUCACACAUACCACCGUGUCUUCUAGUCUCUCUUCCAUCAGGACACUCCCUGAUGCACUGGUCUCCAAGCCAGUCAGGGUCAUCUUAAGUCUGCUGAACUGCCUCAGCAGUGAGCGGUUAAUAAGCAUCCUCAAGCUCAUCCUGGAUGAUCUAUGCAGCUGGCACUCCACCAACCGCACUCCUGCGGUUACAGAGCGCACUCUGCUGUGUUUGACAGCCCUGUCAGACCACCUCCUUAAACCUCACCACCACCUUCCCUCUUCCUGCUGCUCUGACUCCGACCCUCGUCUGUCCCUUCAGUUCUGGAGGAUGGUUCAGGAUGGACUGAUCCACAGAGACAGCGUGUCAAGAAAGAGAGCACUGUUCCUGCUGAAAAGGUGUGCAGCCCUGUCUGAAGAGGAUGGAUUAGACUGUCCUCUUUCUGCAACAGGGGAAGAUGAGAACUUGUUUAAAUGGGCUUUCAGCAAGAGCAAGCUGCUCAGAGAGUUCUGGGAGGAUUACGUACUGGUGAUGGAGACUCUAGAGGAAAACCAAAUUCACGUGGUCCGGCCAGUUUUAAACAGGAUAGACACACUGAUCCAAACAACAGCGAAUGAUGAUCAAGGUCAAGGACUCUUCCACCCCUCCUGGCUGCUGUGUGUGUACCAGCGCAUGUUCCACAGUGAGAAUAAAUCCUUAAUGCGAGAAGGAGUGUGUCAUCUGCUCGAGCUCCGGGUUCUUCAGCAGCCGACUUUUGCUUUGGCCUUUUCUCAGUUCAUCGUUGGCCCCUUUAUGGAUGUUCUCUCGGAAACAUCCCUCUUCCACAGGUCAGUUGGUCAGAGUGUGGGAGACUGUCCCGAACUGGGGGUUAAACUUGAAGUCUUUCUGGCUACCUUCUUCAGUAGCCUGCCAACAGAGCAUAGAGGUUAUGUCUUGCUUCAGCUGAUUCAGCAGCUGGGCUCCAAACACUGGUGUGCAGUUCCCCUCCUCUUCCUCUGUCAGGCCCUGUCCAAACUUCCCCCAUGUCCACUACUGGGGACCAGCGGGCUCACUGCUCUGAGGGACGUCCUACGCUGCACCAUGAUCACUCAUCAAGUCCUCUUAAGAGGAGCUGCCCAGUGCUUCCUGCUGAACAGUGCCCUCUCUCUCACAGUUGUGAGUGAAGUUACCCUCGAUGAUGUUUUUAGCUUCCUGACGCAUUUCCGUGCAGACGAGUCGCUGUGUAGAGGGACGCAGCUUUGGAAGCAGCUGUGUGCUUGGCUGUUGGAAAAUGAAGGCAGUUUCAAGCCCAGGAUUACAGAUGAAGAUUGCACUGGUGCUUUAACGAGUAAGGAAACCAUAAGAGCUUAUGUUCAAGGCGAAAUAGUCUCCUAUCUUCGAGUCCCAGCUAGCACAGGUCAGACCGAGAGGUUACCUGACUCCAGGGAGGCCGAUAAGUUGGCCAGAGCUAUUCUGCUGUGUGUGGACAUGGAGAGGGGUCAAUCUGGGGCAGAGAUCAGCAACACCCUGGAGUCACUUUUAUCACCACUGCUGGAGACCCUGAGCAGAGUCAGCACCAAUAUCUACUUGCCUCUGCGUAAGAGUGACAAGAGCCUGCAGCUGGUGCUCAGACUGUUCCAGCUCGGAGAAAUCCCAAGGAGUCAACAGGACGGAGCGGAGCAAGGGGACAGUGUGAUGGUAUCUACUGAGAUGGCGAUUUUAAGGCUUCUUGAUCCCAUCCAGGAGUUCAUCUUUAGGCGGCUGUGUGGGGAAUUGCAGGAGGUGUUUGAUAUCGAGCGAGCAGAGCUCUAUCUUUAUGUCCUGAGGCAGCUGGUUGUCAUGUGUCGCUCUAUGCCACAAUACCACAACAAGAUUCCUCACAGUGGUUUCUCUAAACUGAUUAAGUACGGGCUCACAGUCCUGCGAGAACCAGACCAGCAGGUCCCCUCUUUAGCAUACCAGGUAACUAGAGCAGUUACUAUGGCGUCGCUGGCCACGGUGUGUGGUGUUAUGGAGCAUGAAGUGAUUGACAAACAACCAGAGACAGUUUCUGCUCUGAAAUCACUGAAUGAAUACUUCUACAGCCCAAAGCUGCCUUCCUCACACAGUCAGACAUCUCUAGGAAAUGUCAAUCAAUGUCUACUGAAACCAGAGACAAUAGACUGUGAUCUGGAAGUUCAAGAUCUGCUACAGGACUGGGGACGCUUCUCUGCCAACUUUAUGCGAGACCAGUGGAUUUGUCUGAAUUUCCUGAUUAAGGCUUUUGGAAUUCCUGAGUCUGUAGAAGCAGCUGAGACUCUCAAGGCUGCUUUGAGUUGCAGUGUGGAGGCCCUGGCUCUCCUGCCCAGUGACUUGGUGCUCCCUGUAUUCACCUUUAUGGAGACAGUCCUGCCGCAAUUAGUGCGUGAUGAAGAGGCCCUGUGUGUGGAGGCUGUGAGUCUGAGCUGGGAGCUGGUACAAGGCCUGAGCACUAAUGCCAAUGACUUCUGGCCAGCACUUAAAGGCUUCAUCUCCACGGCUUUCCACCAUAAACUGCUUCAGCUGACACAAGCUCAGUCUCCGACCCUGGCGGCCACUUUGAAACAGAUCGCCCGUGAUCUGAUGGAGUUGUCUCAGUCAAAGAGUGGAGUUUUUGGCGUACUGCUUCAACACUGCUGUCAGAUGUGGCUGCCUGCAGGUGGAGGCAGCGGUGACCAGGCCGACACGGUGUUUUCUAGUAUUUUCAACCACAUCAGCAUAAUUACAGAAGCUUGUGUUUACGGUCCAGUGUUCAGGAGAGAUCAACGACUCGUCCAGGAUGUCCAAAUAUAUGUGGAGCAACUUGGUGAAAAGUGUGCAGCUAAUGUCGCAGUAACGAGUGAUAACAGAGAUGAUCAGUUGCCUCGCACAUGUGUUCUGGCUUUCCUGUGCCACCUGGAUUCUUCUAAUCUCCAGCAUCAAAGACUAAUGGAGGAAGUGGCAAUGGAGCUGUUGAAAAAGGAUAAUGAUAUAUCAAGGUCAAAAGUGCGUUACUACAGCAACUCCCUGCAACAUCGUGUUAAAAACCGAGUAUGGCAAACACUGCUGCUGUUGCUGCCCAAACUCCGAGAGGAGUUUGUUGCCACGUUGUGGGGUCGUGUGUUUGAAGCGGGAUUUUGCAGUAACCAGGCUUCUGUCAAGUACCUGAUCGAAUGGAUGAUGAUUCUGAUCCUUGUCCGAUAUCCACAACACACUGACAGCUUUUGGUCCUGCUUCAGCCUGGAUCACGAAAAGACUAAGACGAGCGUCUGCACUUUCUUAUCUGUUCUCGUACAUUUCAGUGUCAUCUUUCCUAAUCUUGAAGAAAAGGCGGCGCAGUUGCGAAAAGCACUAGACGUCAUCCUGCAGUCGUGUUUUAACCAUAACUUCAGCGUGCGCCUGUAUGCCUUACUGGCUCUGAAAAGGGUGUGGAGCCUGGCGGAAAACCACGUGGAAGAGGCAGAUGGUUUAGGGGGGCUUUCCUCUGUGAUCAAGGCCUGUCUGAACCAGGCUGAAGCCAUGCAGAGCACUGGAAAUGCCAACAAAAACUGGACGAGGAUUCAGGAGCACUUCUUCUUUGGUGCCUUUCAUCCAAUCAGGGAUUACAGUAUUGAGACAAUAUUCUGUACGUUUCCCAGUCUUUCUGAGUUGGCUGAUGAUGAGUGGAUACCACCCUGGAAAUUUGAGAAACUCUCAUAUUUCUCAGAAGGUCCAUCUUUGCCUUUGAGAAAUCCUGCUCUUGAUCUGAACCAGCUUCAACCUGGAGACUGGAUCCAGCAAGACAGAAGUGAGCAGGAUAAGGAGGAACGCUGGGCUGAGGUGCAAAAGAAGAUCACGCCCUGGAGACUGGGCAUCCAGGAGCAGGAGCCUGAACUUCAGCUGGUUCCACCACAGAGGGCUGCUAGACUGGGAAAACUGCACGGUGCCUUGCUGGUUGUGGCCUCGCUUAUCGACAAGCCCACCAAUCUGGGAGGUCUCUGCCGGACUUGUGAAAUAUUCGGUGCCAGCGCUCUGGUUCUGGAUAGCCUCCGCCACGUGAAUGACAAAAACUUCCAGUCCCUGAGCGUCUCAGCUGAGCUGUGGCUUCCUUUGUUAGAGGUGAAGCCAAUGGAGCUCACUGAAUUCUUGCAGGUGAAGAAGAGUGAAGGUUACUGCAUUGUGGGAGUGGAGCAAACAGCCAACAGUCACAGCCUCCAGGAGUACCAGUUCCCUGAAAAGACCCUGUUGCUUUUAGGCAAUGAACGUGAAGGUAUUCCUGCCAACUUACUCCAAAUGUUGGACGUGUGCGUGGAGAUCCCUCAACAAGGCAUCAUCCGCUCACUCAACGUGCACGUGAGCGCUGCCCUGUUAAUCUGGGAAUACACGCGACAACAUCUCAGCUCUGGCUCGGCAGAGGUCGACUCAAAACGCAGCUGAUGAAGACACCUGAUGCUGACCUCUCUUGCCGAUCUCCUGAGAAAAGUAUUUCCUGGGGAGACUUUAAAUGAAGGCGUAAAGCUUCUUCACAUCAUGACCUCAAGGGCUUUCUGUCGAGACAGCGUGGUCAGGAGCCAUCGGCGCUGCUCUCAGGCCUUAAUGAGAGUCAUGAAUAAAGAUCUGCCCUGGCUAUUAUGUCUAAAUGUUCCACUCUGCUUGCUGUCAUAUUAAUGAAGACAAUGUCUGUGUUAGAAGAGCCAAAGCAUCAAUGGAAAUUUUCCCCUUUGGAGGCUGACUAUGGAGCUUUGGGACUGAAUUAUAAUGACAGUAUUCAAUGAGAUGUACUUAAUCUUUAAAUACUGCUUGGAUUCUUCUAAAUGUAUAAAUAAACAUGACUCUUGUUUUUUAUGUUGACCUGUAUUUAAUGAUUUGUGAUUUUCUAUAACACAUUCAGCACUGAAAGAGUUAAAUAAGGUACAGCAGGUGCUCAUACGUCCCCCUCCCUCCCCUUAAAACCUGCAGACCUUCCGGGCAGAGCAGGAGCAGAUGGAGUAGCUUACAUGCGAUAACAGUUGUGUAUUUUCCUGUGGAGACGGGCUUGUACUCGACUCAUCAUGUGAGGAUAGUAGUUAUUUGACUGGGAUAUGGACGAUCCGGGUGGCUCCUGGUUGGAGCCCAGGUUGUUCCUGCAGGUAGCAACUACUGUGAGUGCAAACUGGACUGAAGGCUCGGAGCUGGGGGUGUCCAAGCAGACCCAGCUGGUCCUGGAGAUCCUCAUGGUGCUGAUGUGUUUGGGCGCCGUGACAGGUACAGACUCAUCUGCUGAUACUUAAUUGCCAAUUAAGGUAUUUUAAUUACUAAAAAUUUUGUGAUCUUCUCAUAUCCAUAAAGUGGA